AUGUCAGAUCUUUCGGCUCAACUAUCUGCUUUUAAAAAUAAAAUCAGAAGCGGGCCUUCUGUCACCGUGGCCAGAAGAGCAGUUACGCCUGCCAAAUCAAAUGAUUUAUCCAGCAAUACUAGUCCUAGCAAUGCCUAUAGUAAUAGAAACGGAGUUUCUAAUGGAAACCCUAAUAAAAGAUCAGGUAGUGAUACGAUUACCGAAGCCAUUAAAAGGCAAAAGGCAUCUACAGGAGGUAUGUCGGGAUCACAUUUAUCAACGCAAUUACAUCUUGCGGUUGAAUAUAUUAAACAGCAUGACUUUCCUAUUAGCGUUAUCAAGUUGCAGAACUAUCUUUCGUUUGACAUAAGUGGGACAUUGCUUCCAUUAUUGAAGGAGAUUGAUAGAAUAAAAUUUAAUCCCGAAGAUAAUACGUUGGAAUAUGUCUCUUUGCACAAUAUUAGAUCUUCUGAUGACUUGUUGAAUUUCUUGAGAUCCCAGCCUACUUUCAGAGGUAUAUCUGUUAAGGAAUUAAAAGACGGAUGGGCGGGAUGUCUGCAGGCUAUCAAUGAAUUGGAGGAACAAAGUAAAAUUUUGGUGUUAAGAAAUAAAAAGGAAAAUACUCCCAGACUUGUAUGGGCUAACCUUGGAGGCGAAAUGGGUUUAAUUGACGAUGAGUUUUGUGACAUGUGGUCUAAUGUCAAGUUGCCUGAACCCGAUAGUUUGUACCAGGCAUUAAUAGACCAAGGUUUAAAACCUACUGGGGCUGAUCCUCAAUUAAUCAAGAAAAAACCUCAGCAACAAGAAAAGAAACAAAAGAAAGCAAGAAGAGGUAAGGUGACAAAUACUCACAUGAAAGGCAUAUUGAAGGACUAUUCAGAAUUGGUCUAA
Debaryomyces fabryi is the source of this 870-nucleotide messenger RNA. RefSeq names its product transcription factor TFIIE subunit. NCBI's taxonomy places the organism in Eukaryota, Fungi, Ascomycota, Pichiomycetes, Serinales, Debaryomycetaceae. Bases 1 to 870 code for a protein of 289 amino acids. Gene Ontology annotation, biological process: transcription initiation at RNA polymerase II promoter. Gene Ontology annotation, cellular component: transcription factor TFIIE complex. The record is from RefSeq and is a predicted model, not a curated record. The transcript has a single exon.